CAGGCUAAUCUGGUGGCGUUCGUACUGUUUUGGCAGGGGAAACGGGCCUGAGGAUAGAAUCCCUUGUCCAGAAUUCACGACACAGGUAGGUUUAUUUAAUGUUACUUGAAUUUUACCUUGUUGUUUGAGCAUGAGAGUAAUCGGUGAGACGUGAUUCUUCUGAUAGGCCGUUGAGUGUACUAUUCUGAUUACGAGAAUUGUUAUGAGCUUACUGGUGUUUCUGUUGUAUUGUGAACUCUGUUGAGAAUAGGCCACCUAGAAUAUCUAGGCGGAUGAGAACUAAAUUGAAUAUCUAGAACACCAAUAGGACUUGUUAGGUUCGGGCCAUGUGGAGCAUGUUUGCAUAUCCAGUGGCCAAGGGUUCAAAAUGUACGCACGAGAGUCACUGUCUUACCUUUGGGAUUCCUUAGUAUGGACUCCAACCCGCCAAUUGAGGAUCCUUUUUGGGUUUGUUUGAGCAUUGGCAUUGAGGGAUCCGCUCCAUCGCUUGUAACUCGAGUCUAUUGAUCUAAGCCUUACUUUGAACAAUAAUGUUGUCUAUUUACAUAUACUGUUGUUUCCUGAUUGUGUAUGAAUGUGGUAUCUAUGAAUUAAUUCUAGCGUUAGAUAUAUUCUCACUUAGCUUUCAGCCGAGCAUGCAGUCUUUGUCUUUGGUAUUUUGUUGAAGCUACUCCCGGAGGGCAACAAGACGGAAGGGGAUGUUCUGGAUGGUGAAUUGUUAGUCGCUAAUGGACUGAUUUGUUCUAAUGAUAAGGCUGUAACAGAAGUUCCAGCUCAAGAAACACAAACAACAAUGGAGGAGAAGACGAAAAACAAGCUAUUGCUGGUCCUUUAUGCUUCACAGACUGGAAAUGCAAUCGACGUUGCUGAAAGAUUGGGCCGCGAAGCUGAGCUUAGAGGCUGUCCUGCACUAGUAUUAUCAGUCGACGAGUAUGAUCCUGCUUCACUGCCCAACGAGGAGAUUGUAAUUUUUGUUGUUUCAACUACUGGUCAAGGCGACACUCCAGACUCCAUGAAGGUGUUCUGGAGGUUCUUGUUGAAACGCAGUCUCAGCCAAAGUUGGCUUAAAAAUGUUAAGUAUGCUGUCUUUGGAUUGGGUGAUUCUGGGUAUCAGAAAUAUAAUUAUGUUGCGAAGAAGCUUGAUAAGAGACUCUUGGAUUUGGGUGCCACUCCCGUUAUUGAAAAAGGUCUGGGAGAUGAUCAGCACCCUUCAGGGUAUGAAGGAGCUUUUGACCCUUGGAUGUCUUCUUUAUGGAAUGUGUUGCACCAAAGUAAUCCAAUGAUAUUCCCAAAUGGUCUAGAAUAUGAGAUAUCAUAUUCAAAGCUCAGGGAACAACCUAAAAUAAAUGUUACAUAUCAUGAUGCUAAUGAUACUGAUGUCAGUACUCGGCCAUUUUCAAUGCUUGCAGGAGUUACAGUUGCAGAUCUGAAUUCUAUUGAGGUGCAAAUUGGAAGAGCUCGCUCAAUGUCACCUGGAACACUUUCUGAAAAAAUUCACCCUGAUUGCUUUCUUAGAAUGGUAAAAACUGACCUGUUAUGUAAAGCAGGCUGUGGGAAAGAUGUACACCACCUUGAGCUUGAACCUGUUUCAUUGUCAAUCCAAUAUGAAGUUGGUGAUGUGCUUGAGGUUCUACCUGGACAAAGUGCUGCUUCAGUGGAUGCUUUUAUAAAGCGUUGCAAUUUGAACCCUGAUUCGUACAUCACAGUGCAUCCCAGAGAUAAAGACCAAAAGCUUUUUGAUACUUCCAAAUGUUCUCAAAUGCUCCCGGUAAAGCUAAGAACUUUUGUAGAGCUCACUAUGGACAUUUCAUCAGCCUCUCCUCGACGUUAUUUCUUUGAGAUCAUGAGUUAUUUUGCCACAUCUGAGCAUGAGAAGGAGAGACUUCAGUAUUUUGCUUCACCUGAAGGAAGAGAUGAUCUGUAUCAGUACAAUCAGAAGGAAAGGAGAACUGUACUGGAGGUACUGGUUGAUUUCCCUUCAGUUCAAAUGCCAUUUGAAUGGUUAGUUCAACUCGUACCUCCAUUAAAAACAAGGGCCUUUUCCAUCUCUUCAUCACCUUUAGUUCACCCUAACCAAGUACAUCUAACCGUAAGCGUAGUCGCAUGGACAACACCCUAUGGAAGGAAGCGUAAAGGUCUUUGCUCAUCUUGGUUAGCUGGACUUGAUCCUCAACAAGGAGAACUCAUACCGGCAUGGUUCAGUAAAGGCUCUCUUCCUCCUCCACCGCCUUCACUUCCUCUCAUUCUUGUUGGGCCUGGGACAGGGUGUGCGCCUUUGCGUGGAUUCAUAGAGGAAAGAGCUCUCCAAAGCCAAUCCGGCAACAACACUGCUCCAGUUAUCUUCUUCUUUGGUUGCAGAAACGAGGAAAACGAUUUCUUGUACAGAGAUUUUUGGCAAUCUCAUUCGCAGAGUGGCAAAGUUCUCUGUGAAGAGCAAGGAGGAGGCUUCUUUGUUGCCUUCUCCAGAGACCAACCCCAGAAGGUCUAUGUGCAGCACAAAAUGAGAGAGCAGAGCGUAAAGGUGUGGAAUCUGUUGGCUGAAGGGGCCGCUGUCUAUGUCGCCGGCUCUGCAAGUAAAAUGCCUUCGGAUGUUCUUUCUGCUCUGGAGGAAAUCGUGUCGGAAGUUACCGGGGAAUCUAGGGAGACCUCUAUGAGGUGGCUUCGGCGUUUGGAGAGGGAGGGUAAAUACCAUGUUGAAGCCUGGUCUUGAGCUCUCCUCUCAUGUCCUCUUUUUUUGACAUCUAUUUCCUAGUGUAUUACUCCGUAUUAGUUUUACACUUUUACUCCUGUUGUUACUCCUCUCCAAUUUUGGUUUGGAGAGGCUGUUGGGUA
Molecule: messenger RNA, 2832 nt
Organism: Cuscuta campestris
Lineage: Eukaryota; Viridiplantae; Streptophyta; Magnoliopsida; Solanales; Convolvulaceae
Source: the annotation of a GenBank genome assembly